Messenger RNA from Beta vulgaris subsp. vulgaris (sugar beet), 1662 nucleotides. Its product is annotated as metacaspase-1. The record is from RefSeq and is a predicted model, not a curated record. Gene Ontology annotation, molecular function: cysteine-type endopeptidase activity. The transcript has 5 exons. Gene Ontology annotation, biological process: proteolysis. Lineage: Eukaryota; Viridiplantae; Streptophyta; Magnoliopsida; Caryophyllales; Amaranthaceae. Bases 188 to 1297 code for a protein of 369 amino acids.
UUAGUUAGUUCAGGUUUCUCCAACAUUCUCUCUCCUCUUAACUACCUAUACAUUAUACAUCAACAGUCAAACAACCACCACCUUCCUCCCAAAUUAACAACACCUCCACCCAAAAUAAUUUACAGAGAGAGAAGAAUUUACAUCACACAAAAAUAUUCCAAGAAUACCCUUCCAUACUCCACGCGCCAUGAUGAUGCUUGUGAACUGCUCCGGUUGCCGGACCCCACUACAACUACCGCCCGGCGCAGGAUCCAUCCGCUGUGCCGUUUGCCAAGCCAUCACUCAAAUUGCUGAACCACGCGCCGUACCUCCUCCUCCAAACACCGGUGCACCUCAUCCUUCUCAUCAUGUGGCGCCACCGCCUCCUUCUCCUUAUUCUCACGCGCCUCCUGGCCUACCGCCGUCACCUCAUGGCCGGAAAAAGGCUGUGAUUUGUGGGAUUUCUUAUAAAUUUUCUAGGCAUGAGCUUAAAGGGUGCAUUAAUGAUGCUAAGUGUAUGCGUUUUUUGCUCAUUAAUAAGUUUCAGUUUCCUGCUGAUUCUAUUCUUAUGCUUACAGAAGAAGAAACUGAUCCAUACAGGACUCCUACCAAACACAACAUUAGGAUGGCAAUGUAUUGGCUUGUAAAUGGCUGUCAGCCUGGAGACUCCCUGGUUUUUCACUUUUCUGGCCAUGGUUCACGACAGAGGAAUUAUAAUGGAGAUGAAGUGGAUGGAUAUGAUGAAACUCUGUGUCCUGUGGACUUUGAAACACAGGGGAUGAUUGUUGAUGAUGAAAUAAAUACUGCUAUAGUCAGACCUCUUCCUCGCGGGGUUAAGCUUCAUGCAAUAAUAGAUUCAUGUCAUAGUGGCACUGUUCUGGAUUUACCAUUUCUUUGCAGAAUGAACAGGAGCGGACAAUAUGUUUGGGAGGAUCAUCGCCCUCGAUCAGGUGUAUGGAAAGGAUCCAAUGGUGGAGAAGUAAUCUCGAUUAGUGGUUGUGACGAUGAUCAAACCUCAGCUGAUACAGCUGCUUUGUCACAGAUCACGUCAACUGGGGCUAUGACUUACUGUUUUAUCCAGGCCAUUGAGCGUGGACAGGCUAGUACCUACGGGAGCAUGCUAAAUUCUAUGAGGUCAGCCAUACGUAAUGUUGGAAAUGGAGGAGGUACUGGAGGAAUUGCUGGAGGAGGUAUUGUUACAUCUCUUUUGACCAUGCUAGUCUCCGGAGGAAGUGUUGUUGGUGGGGGGCUAAGACAGGAGCCACAAUUGACUGCUUGCGAGCCAUUCGAUGUGUACAUGAAACCCUUUUCCUUAUGAUUGACAAGCUCAUAUUGAGUAUAUUUAUAUCAUGUAUCUUGGAAUUACAUUUCGUCUUCUCUCCGGCUGUCAAAGAUAUCGAGUUGGAUGUGCUAUUUGAGACUAAUUUGUGUCCAAUGUUUUUGCUGUAAAUUAUUAAAUUUUUAAUGCAGAAUAUCAUAUGUUUUUAUGCUGAUUAGUAAUGUAUUCUGUGCACUGUGUAUUCUCUUUUGAAGCAUGUAGUGUAAAUUUGGACCUGGCUAAGUGGGAGUGUGCAUACUAUAUUGAUUUGGAAUACUACAGGAUACACUAGAUAGAAUAAUCUUCUCAGUUUAAUGUUAUAGAGAAACUAUUCUUGUAUAUUCGAGAUUUACAAAAUUUGGAUA